UUUCAUGCCAUCCAUGAAGCUCUUGCGUUUGUUCAACCGAGGCAGAUACUGUCUACGAGAACGGAGCGUCGGGUCCCUCCUGCGAUCCACCGCAGCACGAGACGUGAUCUGUUGUCGACGAGUUCGCUGCCUCGCGCCGGUAUCACAUGCGCACACUGCUUACGCCCGUCUGGGUUCGGAUCGAAGAGUUCCCGAGCACGAGGACGAUGGUUUAUGGCUUCUCACAAGCGCCAGAACAACUCAAUCGCGCACACGAAGCUGGCGCGGUCCAACAGGACAUCAAGGCAGGGAAUGUGCUGUUGAUCGAGAAUUGUCUCGAGCCCGAGAGGCUCGUUGGUUUUGUCAUCGACUGUGACUACGCUGCGCUGAGUGAAGAGGCGCUGAGAGUUCUGAGGGAUGUCGUCAAGCCGAGGCCGCACCGACACUUCUUCCCGGAUCAGGACAAGGCGAACGAAGGGCAGCACGGGUACCCCCUCUUUCAUGGCAUUAGCGAUGCUUCAGAAAAAUCCGACCGCAAAGCACGCGCUGGGUCACGAUCUCGAGUCGCUGUACUGGCUGCUCAUCUGGCUUUGCUUGCGACACACGGAACAUCGGCUUGGUCCUCGGCGCUUCUCUGGGUUAUUCAAUACCGUGUGUCUAUUUCUCAUGAAGUCAUCAUCCCUCUUCCGCGAGGAAGACUACGCCCCAAGUGGCUUCCCUUUGUGGUCGUUGACAAGUGAUUUUCAAGACCUCGUCAUGGCUCAGAAUCUCUCUGGUAAACCGCCGACUGCACUCAAACCCUCCAUUCGACCUGGACCGCGACACAUCUUGUAUUCAGAUGUGCAGUCUCUCUUCGAUCAAGCCCUUGCUCUCAAAACCUGGCCCGUGGGUGGCCGCGCCCCCCGUGCAAGCUGCCGAACGAUGGAGACAAGAGGGCGGAACUUGACUUGAUAAACGACAGGAGGGGAUGACGGUUGCGCUGCAAACACUCCGUCGAAUGUCGUCCCGGAUUAUCGUUAUGAGGAUUCGGUUUUCACGAAUUAAAUCGUUCCGAAUGCUACAGCAAGUCCGAAUAUAAUGAACACUGCAAAGAUGACAGGUGCGGCGAUGUCGUCCAGGAUGACCGGAGCGCGAGUGCGCCGGCGGAAGAAUCUUUCAUCACCAACUGGAUGGCGAAAGAAUGAAACACUGCGUCAACGUCUGCCAGCGAUUCGAUGGCCGCAGCAUCCCUCAAGUGCUCUCAUGAAUGGGAAGCUGCGUCUGAGGGAGGUUUCCAUCGCUUCCCAGUGAAAAACCCGCUUCCGUCCACCGCAUAUCAAUCCAAGUAAUUUUCAUCAGUUCUCUCGAAUCGCAUGUGUUUCCGAAUGUAGCGCGCGCCUCAAUAACUCGCGCUCUUUCUCUUUCAACUCGUCGGAACAUGCCUCAUAGCAUCAAAAAUACCUCGAGUAUUACAUUUUGUCUUCUUGGAAACGACAUACUCGCUCGCUUAGUAAAUCAGGCAAGGUGGAUGGGUGGAUGGGAGCCUCGACCAAUCUG
Mycena citricolor is the source of this 1515-nucleotide messenger RNA. Lineage: Eukaryota; Fungi; Basidiomycota; Agaricomycetes; Agaricales; Mycenaceae. The record is from the annotation of a GenBank genome assembly.